AUGUCUCUAAGUGAUUCAUCAAAUAGUUGGGAUACUGGUGCUGUGGAUGAAGAUGGACAACCAAAGAAACUAAAGAAGAAGUUUGGUGACUUUUUGGGUAACUUUAUGAAGAAGAGACCAUCACCAGAUGACUUGAGAGAGAAGAAUAUAUUGAUGGCACCAAGCUCAGUGGCACCUCGAAUUCAGCCAUCAAGAUUCGAAUUGGAGAAGAAUCUAAAGUCACCUCGAAAGGAAAGUGUCAGUCGAGGUGGUGGGAAGAAGAAUAAGGACUUGUCGUUGAGGGAUGAUUCUUUGGGCGGUGGCUCCAACAGCGAUAAGAAUAAGACGGCAUGGGAGACAUUGAGAAACCUCGACUUUACGUUCUCAAAGUUCUCCUUUGGCAAUGCUGUCGUACAUCGUCUAAAGUUCCCUCAGUUUGGUCUGUCGCCCGAUGAGUUGCAAGACCUCUAUCCGGAUCAACCAGAUGGUAUACCUCUUGUAUUGACCAAGGGAAUGGAGUAUCUAAAGUCACACUUGGACACUGAAGGAUUAUUCAGAGUCAAUGGUAGUAAUAAGGAUAUAAGCAUGCAAAAGUUUAAGAUUGAGGAUGGCGACUUGAGCUUUGAAGGUGUCGACAAUCCAUAUUGUGUAUGUGGAUUGAUAUCUACAUUCUUCAAGGAGCUUCCACAGCCACUUAUACCAUGCGACAGGUAUAACGAGGUCAUAGACAUUGUUCGUAAUCCUGAUGAGAGUGAACAGAACAUAGUUAUCAAGUUAAGACAGUUGGUGUUGAGUAUUCCUCCUUCACAUCUGUGUAUUCUAAAGAAGUUGAUCGAGUUCUUGUCUUUGGUCGAAUCACACAAGGAUAAGAAUAAGAUGAACUCUGAUAACUUGGGCAUCGUGUUUGGUCCAACACUCAUUCGUGAUCCAGAGUUCAAGGACAUCAGUGCUGGAUUGGUCAACUUGAAGCUACAGUCCUACGUGAUCAAGUACAUGAUCGACUUUUACAACCCCAUCUUCAAGAGCAUGGAGGUGAAGAGCGCCUACAGGAAGUCGAUGGUGGUGCAGCCACCAAGGGACACGUCGUCCAUCGAUUAUCUGGACCCAGCCUCUAUCGAUGACAAACGCGAGUCGGUUCAUAUCAUUGCCAAUGGAUCGCAGACCGUGCGUCCGAGACCACCACCUCGCCGCACUGGAACCAUCCUACUAAGUCCGCGACAGGACUCAUCAGACAUGUACAACAACAAUAAUAAUACCAACAACAGCACACUCACCAGACCAAUGUCACGUAUAUUCAAUCCAGAGGUGCUGGAUUCACCGAUUGUAGCUCCAGCCAAUUGUCCCAAGCCUCCACCCAAACCUCCAACAAGGAAACCAACACUUAUCAAUCCAAUGCCAAUCAAGACAAAUGUAACAACAACAACAACAACAACUACAACAUCAACAACACCUACACCUACCAAAAGCGCACCUGUAUCAAUAGCCAACACUACCAAUAGGUUUGGACCUUCAACAACAACUACCAAGGCAUCCCCACCCCUUUCCACUUCACCAUCGUCCGAUAGCAGUGCGAUCAAGACCAAGCCCCCUCCUCCAAAGAGAACAUACCUGCUUGACUCUCCCAACCUCGCUCCUCAACUGACUCGAUCAAACACAAUAUCUACAUCCACUCCUAUAUCAUUCAGUCUCUCUGGCACAAGUACAACGACAGGUGGUGGCAUUGGCACUCCUCAUCGAUUGGACAAGCCACCCAACAAACCUCCACCCAACCCUCAGGACUACAAGUACAAGACGACACCAUCUCCACAGACCAAACAAAUUUCACCUCCCCUUCAACCGGCAUCCUCUUCAUCCACAACGACGACGACGACAUCUCUCUCGGCACCACCAACCGUGGAGCCAGUUAGAAAGAGGGUCCAAUUUGGGACCACAACAACAUUAUCUUCAUCUGGAGAGACCAAGCUAAAGGUACCCGAUAGCUCUGCAACAACAACUGUAGUACCACCCAAAUCAACAACCUCAACUACCCCUUUAAAGUCAUCUGAUCCAGUGACUACAGGGACACAAACCAAAGGUCCAACUGUCUCCUUGUUGACAACAACAGCACCCAAGUCAAACUCAUACAUCAAGUUCACAUCAACAACAAGUGGAUCCAACGACUCCACCAACGACGCAAAGAAACAAUUUACAACACAACGAACGUCCAAGUCUGACAUGAAUCUCUCGACUAGGAUUGAGGAUAAGGUGUCUUCUUCGCCACCAAAGUCCACUGUGGCAGCAACAGGUAGUUUGUUCGAAAAGACCAACUUUAGAACAUUCCAGCCACUACGUGUGUCACCAGACCUGAAGCCUACAACAGGAGUGUCAACGCCAGCCAAGAAGUGA
Molecule: messenger RNA, 2364 nt
Organism: Acytostelium subglobosum LB1
Lineage: Eukaryota; Evosea; Eumycetozoa; Acytosteliales; Acytosteliaceae
Exons: 4
Coding region: 1-2364 (787 amino acids)
Biological process (GO): signal transduction; regulation of GTPase activity
Cellular component (GO): cytoplasm
Source: RefSeq, a predicted model, not a curated record